AUGGUUUCUGACGAACUUCUCGAGAAAUGUCUCCAAAUCCUGCAGGAUCAGGCACUGGAUGAGGAAGAGCAAGUAGAGAAAGUGGAGGACUUCUUGCGCGCGAACACGUCUUUGUCGGGGCCACCUCUGGAGAAUGCGGUGUUGGACAUUCUCUGGCGCCAUCGCAACCGCAAUCUACCAGAUUCAUCACCCCCAGUGCGGCCUGUUGUGAUUCGUCGCUCGUCGCCUGCGCCAUGGCAAAUGGCUCGCUCAUCCACACCGCUAUCCCCCCACUCUACUUUAGGAACAAGUCCGGGGAGUACCUCGUGGAUGCAAAGCUCCCGCGGACCAUUCACACGGCCUCCGCUAUCCUCAACUGUCUCUCCAUUUACUUCCCCACGUCCAUCACCCCGGCUUGCUCUUGCGCAGCCUAUUCCUCAUUCCCCAAGCCUAAAUGCCUAUGAGUUCUCAGACCAAAGUCAACUUUCUGACUUCUAUGGAGACCUUGGAGGCGAUAACAAUGUCGACUGGUUAGUCGCAGAUGAUGCAAACAGCACAACGUCGUCCGCAGGCGGUCUCAGCACCCCCGGAGCACUCAGCGCCACUGCGGUUGAAUUUGUUCCAGAUAUGAGCCCACAUGACAUCUUGCGGACAGUACUCGGAGACAAGCGAUCAAAUGAUGAGAUAGAAGCCGCACUAGAGGCCAACAGUUAUGAUCUUGGUGCCACCAUUGCCUCCCUCUCGCAAGAUAUAGAAUCUGAAGCAAUUUCAAAACAACAAGAUGACGGUCGUGUUUUGGUUGGCAAGUCUAUGACAAUGGAGCAAGUUCGCCCAGUCACACCACUGAACAGCGGUCGCAGCCCCGUGGUCUGUAAGUACUGGCUGUCUACUGGACAAUGCCUUCGAGCGGACUGCCGCUUCAGCCAUGACUUGACCACACAUCUUUGCAAGUAUUGGGUUAUGGGGAACUGCUUAGCCGGUGAUGGCUGCCCCUUUUCACAUGACCCUUCAGCGCUUAUUGGCAAUCUGAGUCUCACGGAUGGUAGCCGACCAGCCUCGCCCUCUCCUUUCCAGGUAGACAGUGGUUCGGAUGCAUUCCCACCACUGCAAUCAGCUGACAGUGGUGAUCAAUGGGCAAAUCAAUACACGGGCCGGUACCCUAAUCAUCUUUCUGCUUAUCAAGCCAGCAAGUAUGCCCCUCCUGGUCUACUUCCCGGAAUGGGGAAAAGAAAUGGAAGCGUGACUCACCUUGGACGGCCCAAUUCGCGUCCGUCCAGUCGUCACCAAAAUCGGGAGUUGAACCCUGCCGCACCGUCUGUAGACGACCCAGAUGCCUUCCCAACUCUUGCCGCAGUUAAUGCGAAGAAUACUGGUAAAAAGCAUCAUGGAAAGCGCGGAGGUCACAAUAAUCGCGAGACAAGCUUGGCCAAAGAAAGUAUCCCUUCAUCUCUAGCUGAUGUGGUCCGCAUGACCCCAUCUCCUAUCCCAGGGAAAACUAAGUCCGGGUCUAGAAACAAGGACACGAAAGGCCGUGAGAACAGUGCGGCAGCUCAGUCGAUUCCAGCCCCAAGGAAUAUCCCUUGGUUGGAAACUGGUACACGGGCCAAUCAACAGUAUAUAAAGUAUCGAACUGAGGCUAUUCGCCAUGGGACUGUGCGAAACAAGUUCCUCCAGAGUGCUGCCCAAGCAUGGAACCGUAAUGAUGCACGAGCUGCCAAGGCAUUGUCGUUGCGCGGUCAGGCCGAGAACGAUGCGAUGCGCAGGUGUCAUCGGGAGGCUGCUCGCCAGCUCUAUGAAGAACGCAACCAACAUCUCUCACAGAGAGGCCUUGAUGGAUCUUCCGAGGAACUUUAUGUUGACCUGCAUGGUCUUCACCCAGAAGAGGCUAUUGAAUAUCUUGAGAAGAUUCUGCUCAAGCAUGCCAGGGAAGGUCUUCGGGUAGUGUAUGCUAUUACCGGGACUGGUCACCAUUCGAAGAAUGGCAAAGAUAAAAUUGGCAAGGCUGUCAAGGCAUGGUUGAAUGAGUGGCGUUACUUGUUCCGCGAAUUCAGUGUACCUGGUGAGCGAGGCGGCUAUGUCGGGGGGAUUCUUGGCAUUGAUCCCACCAGUUAUGACAAGUCGAUAGCCAAAGAGCUGGCUAGUGAGUUGAUGGAGGCCAACGCUGGCGCAGAACUUCCAGUCCUGACCAUGGGCAAAGUCCAAUUACUCAAGCGCGAAGAAAUAGACACUCAGGAUCAAUGA
This is a messenger RNA of Penicillium paradoxum, 2220 nucleotides long. Its product is annotated as CCCH zinc finger and SMR domain protein. The record is from RefSeq and is a predicted model, not a curated record. Gene Ontology annotation, molecular function: metal ion binding; RNA binding. Gene Ontology annotation, cellular component: nucleus. NCBI's taxonomy places the organism in Eukaryota, Fungi, Ascomycota, Eurotiomycetes, Eurotiales, Aspergillaceae. The transcript has 3 exons. Bases 1 to 2220 code for a protein of 739 amino acids. Gene Ontology annotation, biological process: negative regulation of DNA-templated transcription.